Molecule: messenger RNA, 616 nt
Organism: Manis pentadactyla (Chinese pangolin)
Lineage: Eukaryota; Metazoa; Chordata; Mammalia; Pholidota; Manidae
Gene: DMAC1
Product: distal membrane arm assembly component 1
Exons: 2
Coding region: 62-400 (112 amino acids)
Source: RefSeq, a predicted model, not a curated record
GCCGCACCUUUUACGUCGGCUUGGCCGUCAGCUUUUUCUGGCGGAGGUCAAGUCCCGGAACAUGGGUUCUUCAGUGUCCCAGCUUUUUGAACCAGGCAAAGUCGCUGCGCUUCCGGAAGGCACCACCUCCGCCAAGCCCGCGCCCCUUUCUGCACCCGAAGCGCCGACCUCUCCAGCGCAAGCCCGCUUCUUCACUACCUGCUGGAGUUGUCGUGUGCUUUCCGGGUCGGGGCUGAUAGGGGCGGGCGGGUACGUGUACUGGGUGGCACGGAAGCCCCUGAAGCUGGGAUACCCCCCGAGUCCAGGGACUAUUACGCAGAUGGUCAUCGGCAUCAGCAUUGCUUGUUGGGGUGUAGUCAUCCUGUCAGAUCCCAAAGGGAAGGCCUUCCGUGUUGGUUAAAAGUACUACCAGUGAAUUUGUCGUCUUCUGUCCCCGUAACACACAGCAAAUAUGAGGCUUAUGGAUGUUCUGGACAGACAUAUGGACACGGACAGACCUCAGUCCUACAGAUACUACAAAACUGAAAAGACAAACAUGGGUUGCCAUUGACAACCAAGUGAGUGUGGCUUUCUUCCCAGGCUCUACAGGGACCAAUAAAUCCCUCAGAGAAGAGAA